Messenger RNA from Thunnus maccoyii (southern bluefin tuna), 2112 nucleotides. Its product is annotated as casein kinase II subunit alpha-like. Lineage: Eukaryota; Metazoa; Chordata; Actinopteri; Scombriformes; Scombridae. The coding region runs from base 197 to 1375 and encodes 392 amino acids. Gene Ontology annotation, molecular function: protein serine/threonine kinase activity; ATP binding. Gene Ontology annotation, biological process: protein phosphorylation. Gene Ontology annotation, cellular component: protein kinase CK2 complex; nucleus; cytosol. The transcript is spliced from 14 exons. The record is from RefSeq and is a predicted model, not a curated record.
AGAUACUGCCUUGGUGUAGCCCCCAGUGAUGACUGUAUUGAACCCUGUACCUCCUGAUUAGACUGGUUGGAUGCCCCCGUUUACCAUUCAGCUUACCUACCAUAGAGGCAUCUCAACUGCUCUUGUUCCAAUUCAUCUGUCACCAUCAUCCUGGAGGGAACCUCCCAGGAGAUUUAGAGAAGAUCCUGUGUAGAAUAUGUCUGGCCCUGUUCCAAGCCGCUCUCGAGUUUACCCUGAUGUAAACACACAAAGACCUCGAGAAUACUGGGACUAUGAGUCUCAUGUUGUUGAAUGGGGGAACCAGGACGACUAUCAGCUUGUCAGAAAACUAGGGAGAGGCAAAUAUAGUGAAGUGUUUGAAGCCAUAAACAUCACAAACAAUGAAAAGGUGGUCGUCAAAAUACUGAAGCCGGUGAAGAAAAAGAAAAUCAAGAGAGAAAUAAAGAUCCUGGAGAAUCUGAGGGGUGGCCCAAAUAUCAUCUCACUGUUAGAUAUCGUCAAGGAUCCUGUGUCCCGAACCCCUGCUCUGGUUUUCGAACAUGUGAACAACACAGACUUCAAGCAAUUGUAUCAAACCCUAUCUGACUUUGACAUACGGUUCUACAUGUAUGAAAUCUUAAAGGCUCUGGAUUACUGCCACAGUAUGGGGAUUAUGCACAGAGAUGUCAAGCCACACAAUGUAAUGAUUGAUCAUGAACACAGAAAGCUCCGCCUAAUCGAUUGGGGCUUGGCAGAAUUCUACCACCCAAACCAAGAAUACAACGUGAGAGUGGCAUCCCGGUACUUCAAAGGACCUGAACUGCUGGUAGAUUACCAGAUGUAUGACUACAGCUUGGACAUGUGGAGUUUGGGUUGCAUGCUGGCCAGCAUGAUCUUCAGAAAGGAACCUUUCUUUCACGGUCAUGACAACUAUGAUCAGCUUGUGCGAAUUGCAAAAGUACUUGGCACAGAGGACCUGUACGACUACAUUGACAAGUACAACAUUGAAUUGGAUCCACGGUUCAAUGACAUCCUGGGAAGACACUCCCGUAAAAGGUGGGAGAGGUUUGUGCACAGUGAGAACCAGCACCUGGUCAGCACAGAGGCUCUGGACUUCCUGGACAAACUGCUGCGCUACGACCAUCAAGCCCGCCUCACGGCCAGAGAGGCCAUGGAUCAUCCCUACUUCUAUCCCAUCGUUAAAGAUCAGGGAAGGGGGGCCACUCCUGGAGGGAUGGCUGCCAGCUCCACACCAGUCAGCUCCUCAAGUAUGAUGGCCGGCAUCACCUCAAUGUCCUCCUCACAGCCUCUGGCUAACAUUGCUGGAUCACCUGUCAUCUCUGCCCCCAACACUCUGGCCACACAAGUCCCUGCAGCCACCGGGGCCCAACCCUGAAGCCACUUCCUCACCUGUGUUUAUGUGUGCUCAUGGCCAUGUCCUGCCUAGCUCUCACUGCGGCCCAGGGCCAUGGCUCCCCUUUUUAUGUUGAGAAUAACAAAGAAGAAGAUUUAAAUUGCUUUUCACAUUCAGUUAUAUUUUGACACCUGGACUUGACAGAAAUGUAUUGUUGCACCUGUCAGGAUUAUUAGAAUUAAUUUGGGUGUGUUAUUUGACAAUACCAUUGUCUAGAAAUUCUAAUAAGAUGUAGACAUGAAGAGAAUGGAUAAUAAAAUUUAUUUUGUAUGUUCCAAAUAUACAGUCUUGCUUGAAACUGUUUGAUGGGGAUCCUGCUGUAUUACACUGUGAACCUUUACACGACUUCACAAAACAGAGUCAGGAAUCUGGUGUGCCCCACCUAAACAGUACUCAAUGGUUGCACACAAUGUAAUGUGCAGGAGUUGUUGGUGUUUUGAAGUUGUUAGUUGCUAUCAUUCUUUAAUUGGACUUUUGUAGAUAUUCUACAGUUACUGUCAGGUUGCAUGCACCCAAUGCUGAAUAUCACAGGGUCAAUAGUUUGCCAAUUUUAUGUUACUUUCACUUCUGUAUGUGUAUGUAUGUGUUCAUGUAUGUUUUUUAUGAAGUCUCUUACACAUGAUUUUGAUUACAUAGACAAUUUUGUAACUUUUUGUUUUAUGUUGGGAGGAUUCAUCACCUACGAAAAACAACUUCAAAAAUAAACAAUUUAAACAGGG